AUGUGCGUCUUCCUCGCCAUCCAGCUGCUCUGCCUCCACCGCUCCGCACUGCAUGAUAUCAACUUCCAUGUUGUGCUUCUGGUCUGUCUGCUGCUCCUGCGCCGCAUAGUCGCCUGCUUCAUCGACUUCCACCCACCUGCCGCCAAUAAAGCCUCCGCACCUGCAGCCUCUCGGUCCGGCACUGGUAGAAGUGCUAGCAGCAGCUUCCUCAGUCGACUCUUCCUCCUGAGUAGCAGGAGGAACGGAAGCGCCAUUCCACCUCCUGCCUCUCUCAGUGGUGCUGGCAACGCCACGUCUUCCGCAACGGACAGAGUAGGUGACAGUGUAGCUUCUAGUGCGGUUAGGAGUGCAAAGGAAACAGUCACCAGUGGUACAAAGGCGUGGAGGGUGCAGGGGAAGGCUGGGCGGGGAGGGGAUGAAGAAACGGCUGGUGCUGAUGGCUCUGCUGCCAGGGAGCCGUUUCUUACGACUGGUAGCGGCAUGGCGGCGGGGGAUGGAGUAAUCAAGUCAGGCAAUCACCACGACCACACGAAUAGUUUCGGUGAAAUCGGGGGAAGCAUCAUCGGCGCAGGAGGGGCAGGUGGUGCGGCGGAUUGCGCUGGUUCAGGCAAUGAGCUGUUGCUGGGAGACGAUUCGACAGUGAAGGGGAGCUCUCUGCUUAAUCCAGGGCUUGCUGAACCAGGGAGAGCCUUGGGGCACGGGCAGUGGGAGCAGCAUGUCUUUCCGCCCCUGGGCCUCGUCACUGGCACCUGCAGCUCCCUGCUUCUGGUGGGGCUGUAUGUGGCGGCCGUGGCUCUGCUCGCGCUUAAGCUCUCCCUCACCCUCCCCUGGCAGUCACAGCUGCUCCUCUUCGUCCCAUGCACGAGCCGGCUGUCGUGCUGCCUGCUGCUGGGGUACGUAUUUGUGGGAGCCGCCAUGCUGCUGCUCAUGAAGGAGGCGGUGCUGCCCUGCUCAUCUCAAACCCCUGAUGCCCCCCCUCCCCUUCUUGACUUCCAGAUGCACGAGGACAUCCUAGUGAGCCGCCUGACGUGCUGCUUGCUGCUGGAGUACGCGUUUGUGGGAGCCACCAUGCUGCCGCUGAUGAAGGAGGCUAUGCACGAGGACAUUCUAGUGAGCCGCCUCUCCUGUUGUCUGCUUCUGGGAUACGCGUUUGUGGGCGCGGCCAUGUUGCUGCUUAUGAAGGAGGCGGUGCUGCGCAGGGAGCAGGUGGAGUAUGUGGCGGCGCACCUGGGGUGCUGGCACCGCGUUGACGUGCCCAACUUCACCAUCAGCAGGGACGUUGCUGAGUGGAAUCCCCACAGUGUGCCGUACAGUGAGGGAGCCAUCGUGCAGCGAGGGGGGCGUCUCUUUGUGGGCCUUGGCAGGUUCAACACCGCUCAGCCCGGCUCGCUCUCCGCCGCUCUCCUCUUUCUGCUGCACCACCAGCCGCUGGUCUUCUCCAACUGGGUAGUCGGCACACAGAUUUGCGUCUCGGUGAGCAGCCACGCUGAGUUGAUUCGCGCCAUCGUGGAGUACUUAGAGCGCAACAACCUCCACAAGGCCGCGGAGGCGCUGCGACUCGAAAUGUCGCAGAAGCAAUCGUCGCAGAAACAGGCGUCGCAGAAACGCCCUUCGCAAAAACUGCCGUCGCACAAGUUCCCGCAGUUCUCUCCUCCCGCCUCCUCCUCCUCCGCAGCCGCCGCUGCCGCCUCCUCCCGCCCUCCGCCCGAUCCGUCCGACAUGGACGUUAAUCUCUUCCUCUGGAUGAAGCAAGACCAGAUGUUUAAUCGCGGCUCCGGGUUUUCCGGUGCAGGAGGCGGCGCCAGCAGCAGCGGCGGGACCGGCGGGACCAGCGUUACUGGCGGCGGGUUCGCGGGAUUCGCGGGAUUCAAUGCGAUUGCGCGGAGCAACACGGCGCCGUCGCAGUUUCUAGAACAUGCCGGCCUGCCGUGGUCGCCCGCGCACUCUCCGCCCAUGGCGCAAUCCCCCUCCGCCACUCCCCCCAUGUCCCAAUCCCCUUCCGCCACUCCGCCGGGCCGCUCUCCUCGUCAGCCGCCGCACGCUCUCGCUGCGUCGGGAGCACCUCCUAAGAGCGAGCAUCCGUUUUCCGCGGCGUAUUUCCCAAAAUCCCCGUCCCUGCCGUCUCCCACGUCCCUGUCGUCCUCUCCGUCGCUGGACGUAGUUCCCGAGGAGGACGCGUCUCUGCACGCCGCUGCUCUUGUCGAACCAAAUAGCUCUGGUUCGGCAGCUUGCGCGGGAGCAGGCUCGGCGACAUUAGGUUCGGAAGCAUCAGGUUCGGCAGCAACAGGUUCGGCGUCAUUAGCGCCGUCAGGUCGGGAUCUCCCUGGUGCGACGGGAGGGCAGGAAGCAGACAGCCGCAAUCUCGUUCCUCUCGUCGUUGCAGACCCUAUUUUAGGCUUAACCGAAUCCCCUCAAAAAGCUGCUCCGGUAUUGGAUAUAGGACCUUCACCUGCUGACGCCGCCGCCCCAGUCGCGUCCGCGUUAGACAGCGGUUUUCCCCGUUUGAAGCCGAUUCGCCUCAGUGCAGAGAGCCGCGAGGGCGUGAACCUGGUCGCGUCGCUGGACUUCGGGAUUGGCUCGCUGCGGGAGAGCAGAGGGGGCGGAGAGAGGGACGGAGGGGGGAGUGACUGGGGCGCAGGAGGAAGCGCAAGGGGCAGCGGGGGAAGCGCAAAGGACAGGGGGGACAGUGCAAGAGGGAGCGCAGGAAACGAGUUGGAAGGUGUGGGGGGUUUGGAAGAGGUAGGAGUGGGUGCAGAGGUGCUUGAGUUUGCAGCGGUGCCUGGUGUGCGCGAGGUGGGGGAAGCGCACGGACUGGCGGAAGUUGAUGGGCGGAAAGACGUGGCAGCUCCCCCCCAGCAGGAAGGGGUGGGGCAGCAAGGGGUGGCGCAGCAGGGGGGCGCGCAUCACCAGCGGCAGGCAUCAGGGGAGCGCAGCCCCGUGGGGUCGUCCGCGCCGUCCUCGCCCCUCCCUACAAUCACAAUCGGCCCCGUCGUUGUUGGCUCAGAGGUGCUGUCAGAAGAAUUCGGUAUAAGGCGCCCGCGUGGUGAUGGGACGCUGGCAGGAGGGGGAGGGUCAGGGAAUGUGCUGAGAGGGUCAGAGAUGACUUCUUCUAGCUUUCCCCAUGAGCUGACCCGAAGCUCUCCUCUUGGGUCGUCUCGAAACUCGCCCAGGGGAGGGUUGGGAGGAAGCGGAGGGUCCGGGCCUGUGCUGUCUCGUUCAGGGACACAGGACGGGUCAGCGUCGAUGGUAACCAGGUCCACGUCAGCAGCUGCUGAGUCAGACGCGGGGGAGCGCGGGCAGGGGGUGGAUUAUAGCGAGAUGCUGCUGUUAGAGGGUAGUGGGUCUGACUCUGACGCGUAUGAAGAUGAGGAGGACGUGGGGUACAUUAGGAGAUUAGUAGAGGAUGAGGAGAGGUUUUUAUUGUAUGAGUUAGAUUCAGAGACUGAUGAAGACAAGGGGAGCAGCAGUAAGGUUUCGGUGGGUAAGGGUGAAGGGGCGGGUGCGUUGAAGGAUGAGCAGGGGGGCAGCAGCAGGAAAGGUUCGGAGGGUAAAAGCAUGGGAGAGGGGAAAGGGGUGGAAGAGGGGAGUGCUUUGGAUAAAGACCUGUCGGUUCGUGAGGCAGAGAAGGGGAGCAGCAGCGGCACAGCAGGGAAAGGGGUGGAGAUGAGAUCUGGAGCGGUGCAGAAGGGUAGUGGGGCAGGGGAGGGGGCGGAAUCAGGGAGCAGGGCAGCAGGAGCUGCAGCAGGGGAGGCAGGGGGUGUUGACGAGGGGGAGAAAGAGCGAGGGAGUGGGGGGGAGAGGUUGAACGGUGGGGCAGAGGCGGUGGAGGGAGGAAGCGCUGUGGAUCUGAUUGGGGAUUCGAUUGAUACGAGGACCAGCGAUGCUGGUGGACUACAUGGUGGUGGUGCCGCUAAGAGUGCUGAUAGGAAGGGUGGCAGGGGUGUGAUUUUACAGAAUGUGAUUGUAGGAGGUGGGGCAAGGGGCAGUGGGGGUGGGGCAGGGGGAGGGGCGGAGGAGGGGCGGAGAGAUGACGAGCAAGAUGGGGAGGGGGGAGGGGCUGGUUUUGGAGAGGGUUUUGGAGGCUUCGGGGGUGGUGGGGGGGACAGGGGAGGAGGGGACGGGGGAGGCGGGUUUGGGCACGAUGGGGAAGGGGGGGGCUUUUCGUUCCGCUCGCCCUCGAGUAACGAGGGGCUUUCGCGGGGUAACUCCGGGUGGUCGGGGCUGGGGGAGGGGUUAACCCCGCCGUCCCUGGGCAGCAGCGGAGCGGCAGGCAUGGGGGAACAGGAGCUAGAGCACGAGCUAGAGAGAAUGGGGAGCGUUGCUGAUAGCACUUUAGAGGUCUGGAAGAAACAGGCCAGUGGUACGUUUCCGAAGCUGGCCCAGACUGCUUCGGGGAACUGGGAUUUUGCGGACAAGGGGAGUGUGGGGGGCGGGGGAGGAGGGGAGGGGAGGAGUGGGGCGGGGAGUGAGGGGGGGAGUGGGAGGAGUAGUGUGGGUGGGGAUAGGCUGUCUAGGCUUUCGGUGGAAUCGGCUGAGGUUGGGGAGGUGGGGGAGGUGGGAGGGGUGGGAGGGGUGGGGGGAUUGGGGGAGGAAGAGGUGGGAACGGGAGAGGAAGAGAAGAAGCAGGAUGAAACGAGAGUGGGAGGAGAAGCAGGGAGAGGGAAGGCAGUGGGGAAGGAAGGAGGGGAUGCGGCAGGGGGUGUCGAGAAGAAGGCAAAGAGUGGGGAGCAGGCAGCAGUAGCGGUUAAAGAGGAGGGGAAGGAGGAGGGGAAGGGGAAGGAGGAGGGGAAAGCGAAAGAGGAGGAGUUUGAGACGUUCAAUCUGAGAGUCAUUCACAGAAAGAACAGAACGGGGUUUGAGGAGGACAAGGACUUUCCAGUCGUCCUCAACUCAGUGAUAGCAGGGCGAUACUACGUGACAGAGUACCUGGGGGCAGCGGCGUUCAGCAAGGCCAUUCAGGCGCACGACCUGCACACGGGCAUGGACGUGUGCAUGAAGAUCAUCAAGAACAACAAGGACUUCUUUGAUCAAAGUCUCGACGAGAUCAAGCUGCUCAAGUUCAUUAAUCAGCGUGAUCCCGCGGACGAGCACUGUCUGCUGCGGAUGUAUGACUACUUCUACCACCGGGAGCAUCUCUUCAUCAUAUGCGAGCUGCUUCGAGCCAACCUCUACGAGUUCCACAAGUACAACCGCGAGUCAGGAGGAGAGGUCUAUUUUACCAUGCCGCGCAUUCAGUCCAUCGCCAAGCAGAUACUGAAAGCCCUCUCCUUCAUGCACUCUCUGGGGCUCAUUCACUGCGACCUCAAGCCCGAGAACAUCCUCAUUAAGAGCUACUCGCGCUGCCUCGUUAAGGUGAUCGACAUCGGCAGCAGCUGCUUCAUGUGGGAUGCGCUCUGCUCGUACGUGCAGUCGCGCUCGUACCGGGCGCCUGAAGUCAUCCUGGGGCUGCCAUACGGGCCCAAGAUCGAUGUGUGGUCGCUGGGAUGCAUUCUCGCUGAGCUCUGCUCGGGACAGGUGCUGUUUCAGAAUGACUCGCUGGCAACGCUGCUGGCGCGCAUGGUGGGCAUCAUAGGCCCCAUCGACCCCACUCUGCUGCGCAGAGCCAAGGACGCGCACAAGUACUUCACACGGCACAGAGUGCUGUAUGAGCGGAACCUGGAGACGGAUGCAUUGGAGUAUUUGAUUCCUAAGAGGACGUCUCUCAAGCACCGGCUGCCCAUGGGAGAUGAGGGCUUCCUGGAGUUUGUGGCGUUCCUGCUACAGGUGGACCCUGAUAAAAGACCAACAGCUGAUGAAGCUCUUCUACACCCAUGGAUGUCGCAUGAAUACGAUCCUAUCACAUGA
Closterium sp. Yama58-4 is the source of this 5844-nucleotide messenger RNA. Lineage: Eukaryota; Viridiplantae; Streptophyta; Zygnematophyceae; Desmidiales; Closteriaceae. The record is from the annotation of a GenBank genome assembly.